Tilletiopsis washingtonensis is the source of this 3830-nucleotide messenger RNA. RefSeq lists its product as hypothetical. The annotation marks the transcript as partial. Gene Ontology annotation, molecular function: protein binding. The record is from RefSeq and is a predicted model, not a curated record. NCBI's taxonomy places the organism in Eukaryota, Fungi, Basidiomycota, Exobasidiomycetes, Entylomatales. The transcript has 2 exons.
CAGCAUGCCUGUCCCUCCCGCUCCGGCCUCCAGCGCCGGCGCCGCCUCGCCGCCCAUCGGCAGCGGCAGCGGCGUGCUGCCGGCGCCCGCGCCGCACUCGACGCUCGCCGCCCAGGUCGCUGCCACACGCCAGUGGCGCGCCGACCUGCGCGACCUGCACACGCAUGCGCAGAGCCGCUUUGCGGACGUCUGCUGGGCGCGGCCGGGAGAGGAGCAUGGCGAGAUCUGGGCGCACAAGGCUGUGCUCUAUGCCCGCGCGCCCAACACCUUCCAGGCGCGCUACCUGCACCUGCGCUCGCCGCUCGCCAACCUCGGCGAGGCAGCAGCGAGCGCUAGCAGCGUUUCGCUGCCGUCGCUGCGCGCCACCUCGCCCGGCGGCGCGUCGCAGCACAGCGUCGAGGUGCUGAGCGGCAGCGAGACGGGCUCGGUGCGCAGCGCCAGCGGCAGCACCCGGCGCGGCAGCCGCCUGCGGGGCGCGGCGCCGCCGAGCAGCUUCAGCAUGGCACGCCUCGGCAGCCGCGGCGCCGGCUCUAGCAGCCGCAGCAGCGCCAGCAGCGCAGCGGGCAGCGGCGAUGAGAGCGACUCGACGGCCGGCGGACACUCGGUGCGGCGUAAGCGCAGCGCCCUCACACCCGCCUCUGCAGCCCUGGCGGCGGGCCGCUCCAUCUCGCGGCCUCAGUCGCGCGACAGCGUGGCUUCGUCGGCGCGCUCGUCGUUCUCGACGCCGCGCGGCGCCAUCGACUCUGACCUCGAGUCGCUGGGCGGCGACAGCAUCGUCAGUCAUGCCAGCACGCUGCGUGCGCCACUGCCGCUGGGCGAGAUUUCGCCAGAGUUCUUCGAGGCGACGCUGGAGUAUCUCUACACGGCCGAGGAGAGCAUGGUCGAUGCGUUCGAGUUCCUGUACGAGGACCGCGUAGCGCUGGCAGGGCAGCCCGAGGAGCGCCUCGAGAAGCUGCGGCAGGACUUUGUCUUCAUGUGGCGCAGCCGGCUGUACGCCGACGUGCGCAUCGUGCUCGACGGCGCGGCGCUGGGCGAGGAGCCGAUGCGCCCGCGGACGAUUCCGGACAACGCCUCGGUCCUCUCUAUGGCCGUGACGAUGACAGACGGCGGCCAUGGCGACGAGGAGGCGCAAGGCGAGGACGGCGCUGCGGCCGUGUUCAGCAGCCAUCGUAUGGUCCUCGCCUCUCGUAGCCCUUACUUCGCCGCACAGCUCCUUGGCCCGUACGCCGAUUCAGACACCGACGAGAUCCGCCUGCCCUCGCCGCCAUUCACGCCCGCCUCGCUGCACUUCACGCUUGGCUUCAUCUACACGGGCACCCUCUUCUUCUCGAACCGCACCUUCGACCUCGCCACUGCAUUCCAGCUCUGGCGUGCAGGCGCCUACCUCCAGAUCGACACGCUGCAGGCGCUCGUCAGCUCACUCAUUGCCGCCGACUUUUGCCACGGCUUCGCAUGCUCUCCACCCUGCAAGACGUGCGUCAAGCGCGUGCCGCGGACCCUCGCCUUCGCAUCUGCACCGGACGUCGGCGAUGCGCAUCUGCGCGACUGCGCGCGGCACGCCGUCAGCGGGCGUCACUUUGGCGUGUACUGGGCGCGCGACGUGGGUUCGCUCGACUACGCCGCACGCGGCGCUCUCGUCGCCGACGUAUGCGCACGCAUCGAUGCACAGCCGGCGCAGUGCAUCAACGUGCUGGGCCAGCUGUCCGCCGUCGGCUCGCGCAUCGACCGCGAGCGCUCCAGCGCCUGGGUCGAUGCACUGCGCUGGAUGUGCGAGAGCGUCGAGGCGCACAUCCGCGGCGUGCUCGAGCCGCACUUCGCCACCAUCGUCGCCGGCACCGAGUGGCUUGAGCUGCUCGACGGCGUCGGCUUUGCGCACGACGUGCUCGAGAAGGUCCUCGCCCUGCUGGUCGACUCGCUCAAUGAGCGACGCGCAGCGCUCACCUACCAGACGCUCGUGGGCCAAGUGCUGCUGCGCGACGAAGGACCGCCGCCCGAGGGUCUGCCGCGUCGCCUGGUCGAAGAGGCGCGCGACGCCACGCUGCGCUACCUGCGCAAGCGAUGGGUCAACGUGCGUGCUCUCUCGGGCUUCAACGCACUCGAGAAGUGGGCACUCAAGGAGCUCAGCCACGAGCUCGACGUGCCGGCUGCCGAUCUGCUGCUCCCUGAGGUCGAGCCGCUCCCGGAGGCGCUGCGCACGCGCACCGGCCUCAAGCCCGUCAUGCCGAAGCGCAAGGUCGAUGACGAGGACAAUGUCGGGCCGAUCAAUCUGCGCGCCGCAGUCGUCAACCGCGCUGCGGCGCGUGCCGCGGUCACGCACGGCUUCCGCUCCGGCACGCAGGCCACCUACUCGCCGCCCCAGCCCUCGGUCUCGGUCAUGUCGCGCAGCCGUGGUGCGCCCGUAGUGCGUACGCCGAGCUCGAGCACCACCUCGUCUGUCUCCACGCGAGAGAGCACCACAAGCGGCGUGUCGCGCUCUCGUGAAACCAGUGCCUCAAGUCAGCCUACUGCGACCGCGCCCACUCCUGCGAUGCGCACCACUUCCAGGACUGCGAGCAGCGCUGCGCCAUCAGCCGCAAAAAUGAGUGCCGAUGCGCGAGUCCGCCGCAUCGCUUCCAGCUCCGGGGCAUCCGACAGCCGCGCAGCCUCGACAGGCGCUCGCACGCCGACUGCAAGCCUGCGCUCUGUCCGCUCCAACCUCGCUCCUGUGGCUCGCACGCCGCCCGCUUCGCCCGCACCGAAGCAAGACGAGAGCGUCCGCACGCCCACCGCCGCACGCACGCUCGGCAGCAAGAGUGCCGUGCCGGCGAGUGGCACUCUGCGUGCCACGCCGAGCAACUCGAGUAUGCGCUCCACGGCUGCGAAUGUCACGCCUCGUGCGUCUGCAAGUGCAUCUGCCGGACGUGCUCUUCGCCCACAGACGUCGCAGACGAGCCUCAGCAAUGCGAAGCGCCACACCUUCCUCAAGGCUACGCCGAGGCCCGGUGGCGCUCCUGCAACAGCGACGACGCGGUCACGCCUCGACAGCACGGCGUCCACUGCCUCGUUGCCUCGCCGUGCCGACUCUGGCGCCAGCUCAGCAUCGACGGGCAGCGUGCGGCGCCUGUCCUCUGCAAAGGCGGCGCUCAGAAAGGCGCCGCCGUCGCCGUUGCCGGGCGCCAAAGGGCUGCCUGCGCGACAGGUCGAGGCGACUGAGGCACGCACGCCGCUCGCACCGAUUCCUGCUCCUGCGUCAGGGCCCAUGGACGUCGACGUGGGCCCUCUGGCCAGCGGCACAUCGCUGGCGCACGGCAUCGCCUGCAUCGUCUCACCACAGUCGAGCGGCGCGCUGGUCGCCUCUCGUGCGCGCUUCCGUGCCCUCGUCAAGUACAUCGGCCCGCUCGGCGGCGAGGAGGGCGCCUGGGUGGGCGUCGAGGUCGAGCUGCCGCUUCCCGCAGGCCUCGAGGCGCUCUCUGCGCGGCUGCACGACGGCUCGCUGCGUGGCCAGCGCUACUUCGAGUUGGGCACGCCUGCCGAAACUAGCGACGAGCCAGCGGCGCCCAUGCCCGAGCGCGAGGCUCGCCGCCGCCGCAUCGCACAGAUGAUCGGCCCGCGUGAAGAGGCGCUGCCGAGCGCCAAGCGCCGCAAGGACGCCGCGGGCCAGGGCGUCGAGCCCGAGGCACCGACGCGCGGCCUGUUCCUGCGCCCGCAGGACGUGCUCUGGGUGCUGACCUGACCCUGUUUCGACCGACUCUAUACCCCCACACUAUUGCAGGGCACACGCCGCCCGCCACUCUCCCUUCUGACACCAAUACCAUCAUUCACCGUGCUGCUUCACGCACGUCCCACACGCC